UCCAUUUUGUCUCUGGUGCGUGUGUGUGUGCUUGUGUGUCUGAGCCAGAGAGAAGGAAUAACAAACUGUACAUCGGGUUUAUUUUUUUAACAAAGAUCGUCAGCAAUGGACGGCAUUGGCGAUGUUACAGUUGGCGUAAAGAGAGGAUCAGAUGAACUGUUGUCCAGCGGCGUGUAUAACAACCCCAGUUCUGGGUUUAGCAGCAUCAGUGGUGCAACGUCCAACGGCAGCGAUAGCAAAAAACAAAAAGUCGAAGACAGAGUAGGUGAUUCAUUGCCGUCUCGCGUUCUCCACAUCCGAAAGCUGCCCAGUGACGUCUCGGAAGCGGAGAUCAUCUCCCUCGGACUUCCUUUCGGAAAGGUCACCAACAUCCUCACUCUAAAAGGCAAAAACCAGGCGUUUCUGGAGCUGAGCACAGAGGAAGCUGCCAUGACAAUGGUCAAUUAUUACUCCGCUGUCACGCCUCACGUCCGCAACAUGCCUGUUUACAUUCAGUACUCCAAUCAUAAGGAACUAAAGACCGACAAUUCAAACCAGUCAGGUGGGACUCCCACGUCCAACUCGAGUGAUGGUGGAGGUUCCCCAUCCAGUCCGGUGCUGAGGAUAAUCAUAGAUAACAUGUUUUACCCCGUCACCCUGGAUGUGCUUCAACAGAUCUUUUCAAAGUUCGGCACCGUCAUGAAAAUCAUCACGUUCACCAAGAACAAUCAGUUUCAGGCCCUCUUGCAGUUCAACGAUCCAGCCAGUGCGCAGCAAGCUAAAGUGGCUCUAGAUGGACAGAACAUAUACAACGCCUGCUGCACCCUUCGCAUAGACUACUCAAAACUCGUCAACCUGAAUGUGAAGUAUAACAAUGAUAAGAGCAGAGACUACACAAGACCGGAGCUUCCUGCUGGAGACGGGCAGCCCCCUUUGGACCUGUCUGUGGCCGCUGCUCUGGGUAAAGACUCCAGCUCCCUGCUCGGUAAGAUCCCAGGUGCCCUCAAUCCGCUAACCGCAGCCGCCGCAGCUGCAGCCGCAGCCGGUAGAGUCGCCCUUUCAGGUCAUUCAGGGACCACCGGGGUUCUGCUUGUCAGUAAUCUAAAUGAAGAGAUGGUUACGCCCCAAAGUCUGUUUACCCUCUUCGGGGUUUAUGGGGACGUGCAGCGUGUGAAGAUUCUCUUUAAUAAGAAGGAUAGUGCGUUGAUUCAGAUGGCCGAUAUGAACCAGGCACAGCUUGCAAUGAGCCAUUUAAAUGGUCAAAAGAUGUUUUCGAAGAUUGUCCGCGUCGCAAUGUCGAAGCACCAGACCGUUCAGUUACCCAGGGACGGUUUGGACGACCAAGGUCUCACCAAAGACUUCACAAACUCUCCCCUGCACCGUUUCAAAAAGCCCGGCUCCAAGAACUUCCAGAACAUCUUUCCUCCUUCUGCCACGCUGCAUCUGUCAAACAUCCCGCAAGACAUAACUGAAGAAGACCUGAGAGUCCUGUUCUCCAACUCCGGUGGCACUGUGAAAGCUUUCAAGUUUUUCCUAGAUCACAAAAUGGCUCUUAUUCAGAUGACCACAAUUGAAGAAGCCAUCCAAUGCCUAAUUGACCUCCACAAUUAAGACAUGGGUAAUAACCAUCACCUAAAGGUCUCCUUCUCCAAAUCAACCAUCUAAAGGAACAUCCAAGGUCCAUCUUCUAACUUUUUCCUAGCGUAUGUUGACUGUUGAAGUACAUCAGGGACCACAACUUGAGAUUUGUUUUUUUCCGAUUUUCAUCAUUCCUCAAAAAAAUGUUUAAAGAGAAAACUGAAAUAUUGUGGACAUAGUUGACCCUCAUUUCCCUCAUUUCUUUGCCUUGGGUGAGACACAUCUGCUAUUCUCUUCAGUGGUGGAUGGAUCUUAUGGUCUGAAUCUCUUACGACAAGCAGAAGAACGUGCCUUACAAAACCUACAUAAAUCUUUUCAUAUCGAAUUCUGCGAAGGAGAGAAUAUUACACUGUAAAGUUUUGUUAAGACAAAAAUUCAAAUGAUUUUUCCUUGUGUCUGAUGUGUAUAGUGUGUAAUAGCCUUACAAACAGUUUCCUUUGUUUUUCGGGUUCAUUUUGAUUUUUGCAUUUGUUCAUUCUUAUUUGCUGUAAACUUGGAGCCGUGAAUUGUAAAUAAAUCUGUGAUUCUCUGCUGGUCGCCAUUGAGAAGACCUGAGCUCUACCCAACAAUCCAGUUGAACCUUGAAUGGAAUGAAGGGUGAAUGAAACCCGUUCAGGUGCUUUAUUCCCAGGUUUAUGACAGAAGCAUAGAAAAUGCAGAGCGUCUUGUUGCAUGGCUUGGCAAAGGCCUUUUAUAUGUCAUAGUGUGAUUUGGGACCAACAUCUGUGUGCCUAAAGUCUUAAUUUACCCCGGGAUAAAAGAGCAUUUCACUUCCAGAGGAAACUUUGGCAGUGUCAGCCCUAAACAUCUAUACCUAAUUCAAGAUAAGUGGGAUGUGUAUGAUCCAUACCUUUCUUUGUUCGUAUCUCUAGGAAUGUAUGAUUCAGAAUAGUUUUGAUGAGGCACAAUUAAACGGAUUUUUCUAACAAAAGCUGGAACGUCUGACUUUGUUGUCUUUGCUUUUUAUACCUGUAGCAUGCUCAAUAAACACUUCUAAAAUUUC
Triplophysa rosa is the source of this 2620-nucleotide messenger RNA. It is a transcript of the gene ptbp2a, whose product is annotated as polypyrimidine tract binding protein 2a. Bases 106 to 1590 code for a protein of 494 amino acids. NCBI's taxonomy places the organism in Eukaryota, Metazoa, Chordata, Actinopteri, Cypriniformes, Nemacheilidae. The record is from RefSeq and is a predicted model, not a curated record. Gene Ontology annotation, molecular function: mRNA binding. Gene Ontology annotation, cellular component: nucleus. The transcript has 14 exons. Gene Ontology annotation, biological process: mRNA processing; regulation of RNA splicing.